CCCCUUUCCGGUGUGGUGCAGCAGUAUGCCUGGGGGAAGACAGGUUCUAACAGUGAAGUGGCUCGGCUGCUGGCCAGCAGUGACCCGCUGGCCCAGAUCUCAGAGGACAAGCCAUAUGCAGAGUUGUGGAUGGGGUGCCAUCCCCGGGGAGAUGCCAAGAUCCUUGACAAUCGCAUCUCACAGAAGACCCUAGGCCAGUGGAUCGCUGAGAACCAGGACUGCUUGGGCUCAAAGGUCAAGGACACCUUUAAUGGCAAGCUGCCCUUCCUCUUCAAAGUGCUCUCGGUUGAAACUGCCCUGUCCAUCCAGGCACACCCUAACAAGGAGCUGGCAGAGAAAUUGCACCUCCAGGCUCCACAGCACUACCCCGAUGCCAACCAUAAGCCAGAGAUAGCCAUUGCCCUCACCUCCUUCCAGGGUUUAUGUGGCUUCCGGCCAGUUGAGGAAAUUGUGACGUUUCUGACAAAGGUGCCCGAGUUCCAGUUUCUUAUUGGAGAUAAUGCAGCAACACAGCUGAAGCAGAGCCUGAGCAGUGACUCCCAGUGUGUGGCCUCUGCUCUGCAGAGCUGUUUCUCCCACCUGAUGAAGAGCGAGAAGAAGGUGGUGAUGGAGCAGCUCAACCUGUUGGUGAAGCGGAUCUCCCAGCAAGUGGCUGCUGGAAACAACAUGGAGGACAUCAAUGGGGAGCUCUUGCUGCAGCUGCAUCAGCAGUAUCCAGGUGAUAUUGGAUGCUUUGCCAUCUACUUCCUGAACCUGCUUACCCUGAAGCCAGGAGAGGCCAUGUUUCUGGAGGCCAAUGUGCCCCAUGCCUACCUGAAAGGAGACUGUGUGGAGUGCAUGGCGUGUUCAGACAAUACUGUUCGUGCUGGCUUGACACCCAAGUUCAUCGAUGUGCCAACUCUGUGUGAAAUGCUCAACUAUACCCCCAGCAAGGACAGGCUCUUUCUUCCAACACAGAGUCAAGAAGACCCCUACCUCUCUAUCUAUAACCCCCCUGUGCCAGACUUCACUGUCAUGAAGAUGGAGGUCCCUGGCUCCAUCACUGAAUACAAGGUUUUGGCAGUGGACUCGGCCAGCAUCCUCCUGAUAGUACAGGGAAGAGUGACAGCCAGCACUCCCACAGCCCAGACACCAAUCCCCCUGCAGCGUGGUGGGGUGCUCUUCAUUGGGGCCAAUGAGAGCGUCUCACUGAAGCUCACUGUGCCCGAUGACCUGCUGAUGUUCCGAGCCUGCUGCCUGCUGUAGAGGCCACAGCCUGUCUGGCUCUCCUCUGAGUUACCCUAAAUCCUAGCCAGCCUCUCAGGCCCAGCUCAAACCCUUCCCUGUUCUGGACUUGGGUGUGCACUGGAAGAGCUGGGGUAGAGUAGCAAGCUUGAAGGUAGUGCCUCCUGAGCAAGCCUAGGACAAACCGUCAUCUUUCUCUUGGGAGAAGGACCCCGAUGAGAACUAAGAGCAGACACUCCCCUUGUAUUCUCACCAUACCUCAGCCAGGCUCUCCUCAAGGCAGGAGGCAGCAGCUGUUCCAGCUUUUGGCAUUAAGCAGGCUGCUAAAAUCUAGUACUAUUUCAGCAUCACUCACAGCAAAAGGAUAGGCCAUUUCUAAGAACAGGGUUCUGGCCCUGGGACUGCCCAUUUCCUCAAACGCAAAGGAGGGAAAAGAGUAGGCCUAUGGACUCAUUACUCAUUGCCACCCUCUGACUCUGUCAAAGCAAUUAAAGAUCAUUGUG
This is a messenger RNA of Puma concolor (puma), 1727 nucleotides long. RefSeq names its product mannose phosphate isomerase (gene MPI). Gene Ontology annotation, molecular function: mannose-6-phosphate isomerase activity; zinc ion binding. Gene Ontology annotation, biological process: GDP-mannose biosynthetic process; carbohydrate metabolic process. NCBI's taxonomy places the organism in Eukaryota, Metazoa, Chordata, Mammalia, Carnivora, Felidae. The record is from RefSeq and is a predicted model, not a curated record. Gene Ontology annotation, cellular component: cytosol.